AUGUCGGACUCCAAGAAACCAACCCCUGAUCCGCGAUACCCAGAUAUCCGGCAUGUCGCUGAGGCUCGCCGCCUUCAAUCGCAAGGUGCCCUCAUCAUAGAUGCUCUUGGAGGCAUCAUCUUAUGCCCCCUAGACACGUCUCGCAAGGAUUUGCGUAUCCUUGAUAGUGCGACUGCUGACGGACACCUUUUGACCUUGAUCCGGAACCAGCUGGCACACCCAGAGAGCGCAGAGUUGAUCGGCACAGAUAUCGCAGACUUUCCACCCCUCGAUUUGCCAGAAAAUAUCACACUUGGAAAACAAGACAUUCUGAAACCGUGGCCAGAGAAAUGGGAGGCGCAUUUCGACUUUGUACAUCAACGAACGGGGCUCGCCAUUACGGGUGGAAUGGAGCGGGCCGUCGAGACGGUACGACGAUACAUAGAUCUGCUCAAGCCUGGUGGCUGGAUUCAGCUCGUAGAUGGCACCUUGAUUGACGAACCAAUGGCAGAGGAUGACAAGGCCUGGGUGAAGAUGAUGAAGGUGUUGAAGCAAUGUGUGGCCCUUGUUGGGCUAGACACCACGUUGGGAGUGUCAACGGCUGACAUCCUCAAGAACGCCGGAGAGGGUUUGCUUCGUAACAUAGGCGAAAAGCAGGGUGUUAGUCCUUUGGGCAAGGGUGCAGCUUCACAAGAGCUUGAAGAGCUGGGAUAUGUGGAAUUGAAAGGGAUGCAUAGCGGCUGCGUAACAAUGCUGAAGGAAAUGCCCAAAGACAAGCGGCCAAUGGCCCCUGAACAAGUUGAAGGGCUUCUGCCGGAGGUGCUGAGAGAGGCCCAAGCUGGAGAGUGCGAAAUGAGAUGGUACGCAGCAUGGGGACAGAAGAUUUAA
Messenger RNA from Trichoderma aggressivum f. europaeum, 867 nucleotides. RefSeq lists its product as uncharacterized. The transcript has a single exon. Lineage: Eukaryota; Fungi; Ascomycota; Sordariomycetes; Hypocreales; Hypocreaceae. Bases 1 to 867 code for a protein of 288 amino acids. The record is from RefSeq and is a predicted model, not a curated record.